Rosa chinensis is the source of this 3498-nucleotide messenger RNA. RefSeq lists its product as uncharacterized. Gene Ontology annotation, cellular component: Golgi apparatus; endoplasmic reticulum; endoplasmic reticulum-Golgi intermediate compartment. Bases 2540 to 3463 code for a protein of 307 amino acids. NCBI's taxonomy places the organism in Eukaryota, Viridiplantae, Streptophyta, Magnoliopsida, Rosales, Rosaceae. The transcript is spliced from 15 exons. The record is from RefSeq and is a predicted model, not a curated record. Gene Ontology annotation, biological process: UDP-N-acetylglucosamine biosynthetic process. Gene Ontology annotation, molecular function: glucosamine 6-phosphate N-acetyltransferase activity; monosaccharide binding.
GGAAUUCUGUUGGUAAAGAUAUUUGGGCAACAAAAUUUCCUCUCUAUACAUUUUUGUGAAGGAAAUUCCAUGGAUUUACAUAUUUGCGUUGAUAAACUAUAGUUAUUUUCGCACUAGUUUCAGAUGGAGACGGGUUUAUGGGGUUUAGGGGGUCUCAAGCCGACGCCAAAACAAAGAUACAGAACAAAAAUCACAACUUGGAGAUUGCAGAGAUCUCAAAGUAUGCAACAACAACUCAUCUGUUAUCUUGGUCCAAGAAUUCUGGGCUGCUCAGCAUUCUGAGAGUGAACUCUUAGUUUAUAAUGCCAGAAACCUUGAGCUCAUGGGUUUCACUGAUUCCCGGUUUGAUGCUAUUGGCAUUGCUUCAAAACUAUCAUAUAUGGAUUUUGGAGAUACGGUUAACUAUCAGGGCUUUGCCAGACUUGGCAAACACCGCGGCAUUUGCUCACCACAGUUCACAAUAGUGAGGUCACAUUCAGAGGCCCAAGCUAGUUAUUACACGUUCAUAUCCUGAGCCAAUCCACCAAGAUUACCAUAAAUGGAUGGAUUCAAAAAAUAAAUAGAUUGCCUUCUUAGGCUUAAUGUUGUGCAGUGGGGAUCAUAUAAAUGGCCGGUCAUUAUCAAAGCGGAGGUCCUAUAUGUGUUCACUGCUCGCUGCUUGAAGGAAACGUAUUAGGUGGAGACAUUCAACUGAAUUUGGCUUAAGUUGCACUCAGAACAUUGUAUGUCAUAGAGGUCAUUCCAUAAAAAAUGAUGUGGAAUGGGGACCGUAGACAGAGUUUACGUAUAUUUGCACUUGAAACACAGAAGAAGCAGCAAAAAGAGAACCAGAAUCUGAAUCAGGGAAAAAAGGUUGUCAUUAGACCUGUCCAAGAUCUGUUUGCUUAUACAUGAGUCUCAAGUUCCAAAAAUGGCUGGUAGUACUAGUACCAAAGAUCAUCAGACAAAUGCUGCUGUUAUGUCAUCUGGAAAUCCUUCACCAGAAAGAAGCAAGCUUCAACUGUUGCUUGGUAAACUGAAAAGGAGAGAUAACAUACCUCGGAGCCAGUAAAUGCAGAAGAGCAAAACUCAAUGGAGGAAGCUACAAAGCACCGCAAGAAUUUGAGCAUGAUGCAACACUGGUAUGGAGCAAUGCUAUGCUUUUCAACGAUUCAAGUACCCUUUAUUAUAAAGAGGCUCGUUUGAUAAGAAAUCUAGCGACGAAGUUGUUUAAUUCUUUGAAAACAGACCCUGAGAGCUUUGUGGAAAUAUCAAAAUCUGGAUGCAGAGGUGGAAGAAGAUCCAAAUAUUCUGAAGUAGAUCAACGCUAUACCUACCGGCCUCUGAAUAAAUUGCUCAAUUAAAAUGAGUCAAUAACAUCUACAGUCUAUCUCAGCCCACAAGAACUAGUGCAGAAUAAGCAGAAUAGUACUGGAUACACAGAAAAACCUGCUGCAGUUUGUUAAAGAUCUAGGGCCUACUGCUAAUACAUUUGCAUGUUGGAAGUUACAAAGGUAUGCAGAAGAAGCGGCUAACGUGGAAAGGAUAUUGACAGCAGAUCAAGACACUUGGGGUUUCCACUUUAUGAAUGCCUUACUUGGAUAUGGGAGUUCUGAAUGGGACACAUACAGUAACCUCAGGGGAAAACCAGUUCGAACUAUGCUUGAUCAGGACAAUGGGAAUUCUGACUCUACCAGAUCCUUAUUUGGAAGUUCCAACUUAUCUGCUCAGGGUACAAGCAUCCACUUCAGUGGAAAAUCUGUCUGGGGCAUGCCUGAUCAAAACUCCUGUUGUUCCUUCAUCGACAAUCCCUCAUUUGGAAAUGGAUAUUCUUUUCCUUCUACAUGGAAAAGACAAGUUGAAGCCGACAACUUAUAUUCAAGUGCUUUUGACUAGGGUAAGAAUGUCCAAGUAGCUAACAUAUCUUCUUUAGAGCAGAAGAUACCGGCUGCAAAAGGUUAUGGUUCUUCAUCUUCUUCGUCAGCAGCAUGGCUUUUCCAAUUUAUGUCUGGAGCAACUCAGAGCCCAGCCACUCACACAAGUUAAUCUAGCAAUGUGGAGGAGGCAGGCCAAGACUGGAAACGGUUCAGGCCAACAGAGGCACCACCACAGCCUGUUUCUAGCCGGCUGUUCCAGCCGCAAUCAACAUCGGCUGGGCCCUCACAGUGGGGAGACAUUGGUGCAUCAACCUCUAACGCAAAGCCUAUAAGGUUAUGAGACAUAGAUGAAUGGCUCCGAAACCAUUAAGAAUCACAACUCCUAUUGCUAGCUAUCACCUGAAAUCUCCACAGGGUACCAACAUGGUGCCAUCUGAUAUUACUUUCUAGACUGAGGAUUUCAUGAUCUGUUUUCAUUGAUGGUUCCUUCUUUAGCAUCUCUUCCUUUCUUUAGACCAUUGUGAGGGCUUUGAUUGAUAAUCAUUGACAUUGGUGGAACCUCAGUAUGUCGUCCUUUCUUCAGAAGUCAGAACAUAACAAACAUGGCCUUGACUGAUAAAACAGUAUUGGUCAUAUAACAUAUGUAUGAGACCAAACUACCCCUUAUCGUUUAAAAGGGUAAUAUGGUGAUUAUUCCCCCACACAUUAUCAUCCCCACCUCAUUGGAGAAACAGCCUUCAGAGGAAGAAAUGGAGGCUGCGACGCCCAUGAACAUAGUAGAGGGUCAGUCAUGCAAGGCUAUGGAGUUAAAAUGGGUAAGUUCCCGAGGCAAAACCCAACUGCAAAACAUGAAAACACCUUCAAAAUCAAAAGCACCAGCUACACUUCAAGCGUCAGUCCCUGUGUUCAUAUCCACAAACCCAUCUCACGUAAAACCAGAUGAUCUCGUUGAGCUAUACAGCGCCUGCAAUCUCAACGGCCACCGAUUCCCGGAGUACGUGGACGGCGGAGAUGGCUUCCGUGUAGUUGAAGGUAUUGAUGUGAACAAGCUACGUGUGGCUCUCUCACACAGUCAAGUCGUGGUCUCCGUCUUCUGCAAAGCAAAUGAUGUAGUUAGCAAAACUUCAUCAUCAUUUUCGCAAAAAAAUCGACAGCAGCAGAAGAUUACGGAGGGUUUAGGAGAAUUGUUUGAGAGGGUGGUGAUGCCGGUGACACCAUUUAACAGUCAAUUGGUGGGUUUUGGCCGAGCUGUUUCUGAUCAAGGAUUGACAGCCUCCAUCUACGAUGUUAUGGUUAUUCCUUCAUUGCAGGGUAUGGGAAUUGGCAAGAUGAUAGUUAAAAGAAUCACAAGAAUACUCACAAGUAGAGACAUUUAUGACAUAGCAGCCCUUUGCUCAGAGAGUGAGAGCUCAUUCUUCGAAGCAUGUGGUUUUGGAGAUGACAUUCUGUGCUCCACAGCAAUGAUGUAUACAAGGACUGCUGGUGGUUCAACUAAUAAUCUCGAAGAACAACGGAUGGUAACACGCGCAGGUCGAAAGCUAUUGUUAGUCCCACCAUUUUUGAAGACCUUACCGUACUCCAAGUCCAAGACCACACAAUCAUCUUAAGCAUCAAGAUAAGAAGUGUUGUGUUUCUGUCAAUA